CUCAUCCGACUAUAAGAUGGGCACCCCGGUUGCCGCCUCCCUCCCCUCCCCACGGCGCCAAAGCCACAAACCCGAGUUCCUCUGCUCCCCCGAGCAGCCGACACAGAGUGGUCUCCAGAGCACUCCCCAUGGCGACGGGAGCUGCGACGGCCCCCGUUCAGACUGUGGUGCUGAGGGUGUCCAUCCACUGCCAUGGCUGCAAGAAGAAGGUCCGGAAGGUGCUCAAGAGCGUCGAAGGUGUGCAGAGCGUGACGGUGGACGCCGCGCAGCACAAGGUGACGGUGACGGGCACCGUCGACGCCAACACGCUCGUCCAGAGGCUGCACAAGUCCGGCAAGAAGGGGGUGCCGUGGCAGUACUGCCACCCGCCCGCCAACAAGACCGAGGCCGCGCCGGCGCCGGAGGCAGCUCCGCCGGCGCAGCCUGCCGGCGACGGCGGCAAGGAUGCUGCUGCGAAAGCGGCGGACAAGAAACCGGAGGAGGCGGUGAAGGAGCCGCAGGUCGAGAGCUCCGAGAAGAAGCAGCCUAAGCAGGAGGCCGCGGGCACGGAGAAGAAGGCGGAAGCAGAGCCGAAGGCGGAGAAGAAAGCGGAAGCAGAGCCGAAGGCGGAGAAGAAAGUGGAGGCGAAGAAGGACGGCGGCGACAGCGAGGCAGCUGAGACCAAGGCCAAGGGCGCAGAGCCAGCAAAGGAAGAGGCGAAAGAAGCCGCCGCCGCCGCCGCUAAUGCCAAGAACGAGGACGCGGCAAAGAAGAACGACAAGCCCAAGGACGCCGGCAAGCCGGAGCCCGUCGCCGUGACGUCGGAGAGGUCCCUGCCUCAGCCUGCGCCCCCGCCGCCGGCUCCCAAGUACGCGUACGAGGAGGAGUACCGCUACCCCUACUACGCGCCGGCGCCGCAGCCGGUGAUGAGCUACCACGCGGCGCAGCCGAGCGCGAGCGUCUCCUACUUCGCGCCGCAGCCGCAGGCGGCGUACUCCGCGCACCAGCCGCAGCCGCAGCCAAUGCGGCAGUGGUCGCCGUCGUACCUGUACGUCCCGUACCCGCACGCGGCGGCGGAGCCGUACCACCAGGACUACUACAGCCCGCCCGGGAUGCACGCGUCGCCGCCGCCGAUGCAGGACUCGUACCGCAUCUUCGACGACGAGAACCCCAACUCCUGCAGCGUCAUGUGAGGGUUCGCCGGCCCGCCGCCGUGCCGGGCUUCCGUUCCGUGGCGUGGGCAGGUAGUUGGGGGAGGCGGCGCCGCAACCGCAAUAGAGACGGAGACCUCUCUGUGGUUGUAGGUAGAGUAACCUGUAUUACUCUCUUCCACUAAGAGGUCAAACCUCUCUCCAUGACAGGGCCUCCAUAGUCCAUUUUCUUCACUAUCCUUUUUACUGUUCUAAUCAAGUAAUUAGAGCAUGAAAAUUGUAAUGAGAUACGUACGCCUUUACUUGUAGAUGAUUUCCACUGCGUCUGUGCCGGCUACUAGAGUUUUGUACGAGCUACCACUAAUACAUACCAAGACAGAUCAUCAUAUUACUAAUCUAGUAGUAAUUUUAUA
Molecule: messenger RNA, 1543 nt
Organism: Panicum virgatum (switchgrass)
Lineage: Eukaryota; Viridiplantae; Streptophyta; Magnoliopsida; Poales; Poaceae
Product: heavy metal-associated isoprenylated plant protein 35-like
Exons: 3
Coding region: 129-1172 (347 amino acids)
Molecular function (GO): metal ion binding
Source: RefSeq, a predicted model, not a curated record